AUGAAUUUUGCCAUUUCACUGUUUGUUUUGCUGUUCAGCGGCUUGAUUUUGGCUCAGGAUGAUGGUAACACCACUGAAUUGCAAACACAGCCAUGUGGUAAUGUUGACAUGUGUGAAAUCCUGAAAGAGUUUGGUGCCAUGACAGAAAAGCUUAGAAAUGUAGAGACCAGGCUGCAGAACAGCGAAACUGCGCUGAAGGAUUGCCAAACUAGGCUGACUGACAGUGAGACCAAGCUUAAAAACACAGAGUCCAGGCUUACAGACACCGAGGCCAGGCUUACAGACACCGAGACCAAGCUGAAGGACAGCCAAAACCGGAUUCUAAAACUUGAGGAAAAAGUAAGAACCAGAGUGAUGUUCAGUGCUGUAACAGGAGGAGGAAAUAAAGCAAUUGGACCAUUCAACACAGACACGACUCUAAUCUACAGAGUAGUAAAAACAAACAUUGGUAAUGCCUACAGUCCAUCUACAGGUAUUUUUAAUGCCCCUUUUGCAGGUUUUUACUACUUCACCAUCUUUUAUCAUGCUGGAGGACAUGAACCAUUAGUGCUGCUGCUCUACAAGAACCACGAAAUAGUGGUGAUGACAAGUGAUCACUCAGUAAGUUAUGACAGUGCAGAUAAUGGAGGAAACGCAGUGUUCCUGCAGCUGCAGAAAGGAGACCAGGUGUAUGUGCGCUUGGCUAAAAACUCCCAUGUUUGGGGAUCUGACUACCAUACCACCUUCAGUGGAUUCUUGGUCUCUCAAAUGUGAGAAUCGAUGUAUCUCUUUUGUUGUUCCUUCCUGCUUGAAAAUCAAACGUAAAAAAAUGAUUAUAUGAAAACAGUACUUUUAUAGUUUAGAUUUGAUAAAACAAAAGGCAGCUGCUUAUGAAAUAAAGAAAAUGAGAUGAGGCUUCUUUUAUCAUUGCUUGUUAGUAUUAACACGUUUUUUUUUUUUCAUUGCUCAUGUCUCUGUUUGGACUGUCAAUUUCAUAAUCAUGUUUUUAUAAAU
Plectropomus leopardus (leopard coralgrouper) is the source of this 993-nucleotide messenger RNA. Its product is annotated as cerebellin-1-like. Gene Ontology annotation, molecular function: protein binding. The record is from RefSeq and is a predicted model, not a curated record. NCBI's taxonomy places the organism in Eukaryota, Metazoa, Chordata, Actinopteri, Perciformes, Serranidae.